Nomia melanderi (Alkali bee) is the source of this 6459-nucleotide messenger RNA. NCBI's taxonomy places the organism in Eukaryota, Metazoa, Arthropoda, Insecta, Hymenoptera, Halictidae. The record is from RefSeq and is a predicted model, not a curated record.
AACGACACGAUACGGUUCCGUGUCACAUUGGAAGACGAAGUGCCUGCGGGUCAGCAACCGAACAUCGUCGGUGUCGAUGCAUCCGUGAUCGUUCUCGACGAAAACGACAAUCCCCCGCAUUUUCUUGGCGUGCCGUACGAGGCAGUAGCCGAGGAGGACCUUCCAGUUGGCUCGACGAUUCUUCCGGGUAUUAGAGUAAUGGAUCCUGACAUGUUGGGCGAGAUCAUAGAUCUAACCUGUGUUCCUCAGCCACAGUUUCUCGAUGCCUGCGAGAAGUUCGGCAUAAUUACCGUGGAGAAAACUCAGAACUCUUACGUUGGAGCGCUAGUCUUGCGACAGCCACUCGAUUACAGGGAGCGGCCAUUUUAUCAGCUGCUACUUAGGGCCAGCGAUGGCUUGAACAAUGAAACAACGGGGGUUGAAAUCAAAGUAGCGGAUAUUCAGAAUAGCCCGCCAGAAUUUUUGGAUUCUCUGACUGGUGUGGUGCGUGAGGAUGAUCCAAUUGGAACGCUGGUUAUGACUAUCAAAGCCAGAGACGGAGACAGGGGGAUGCCGAGGAGAAUGAUCUACGAAUUGGUUACCAAUCCAUUCGAUUAUUUCCUAUUGGACGACGAAUCCGGCGAACUAAGGACGGCGAAGCCGUUGAAUAGAGAAGCGUUGAAGGACUCGACUGGUGUGCUUACACUGAAGGUAAAGGCACGAGAAUUGAUCGAUGGAAUGCCAGGCAGCGACGAUUUAACGGUUUCAACGGCAGAAGCCACAGUGACGAUAAAGGACGUCAAUGACGAACCACCAACAUUUAAUCGCCGCGAGUACAACAUCGAAAUCCCAGAGAACGUACCGAACGGAACACUCUUGCCACAUUUGGAUAUGACUGUGAAGGAUCCCGAUGUUGGUCUGAAUUCCGUAUUCUCGUUGCGUCUGGAAGACAUUACGGAUGGAGCGUUUACCAUCGAGCCGACCAUGGCGACUGGGAGCACAUCUGUGAAUAUUCGGGUUGCAAAUGGCUCGCUCGAUUACGAGAAUCCGAACCAACGGAAAUUCAUCAUCCUGGUCGUUGCAGAAGAAGUUCACACGAAUCCGAAGCUUUCUUCGACUGCGACCGUGACCGUUUCCAUUACAGAUGCAAAUGAUAAUUCACCCUCUUUUAGUAGAUCAAGGUAUAGUGCCGCAGUGACGGAAACUGCGCCGGAAGGCACUCCCGUUAUAACCAUUACUGCCAAAGAUCGUGAUAGUGGACGAUUUGGUACAGCCGGAAUCUCUUAUCAAUUGCUUGGACAAGGUGCAGAACAUUUUUCUGUAGACAAAAAAUCUGGAACCAUUUCGGUAGCUCCUUGUCUGACACCUGGAACUUCACCUUGCUUAGAUUACGAAGAACAGAGGCAAUACUUCCUUACAUACAAGGCGACUGAUAACGACGGACAAGGUCAAACAACCAGUGUCUCCUUACUCAUCGUUUUGUCAGAUGCCAAUGACAGUCCUCCACGAUUCUUGCAACACAAGUAUCGCGCGGUGAUAGACGAAGGAGCUGAGAAAUUCGAGCCGGACUUGAAAGUGCAAGCCCGGGACAAAGAUAAAACAUCAAAAAUCACGUACUCGAUACUCGAGGGCAAUGAUCUCGGACUUUUUGCCAUUGAUCAAGACUCCGGCGAGAUUACAAUAAAAAAUAAAGGUCCGAUUGAUUUGAAAAAUUCAAGCCGCGAUUGGAUCGCUCUCACGAUACAAGCGAACGAUGGAAUAUUCGUUGAUACUGCCACUGUUAAUAUUACUAUUCGAGAUGUCAAUAAUAAUGCUCCAGUUUUCAUGUAUGACGUAUACAACGCCAGCAUUCUUGAAAUAUCUCCCAUUGGAACGGUUGUGCAGGAAGUCACAGCAACUGAUGCAGAUACGGGAAUCAAUGCGGAACUCGUUUACAGAAUACAGAAGGGUGCUUUCGAUGAUUUCACCAUUAAUGAAAAGACAGGCAUAGUGACAGUGUUCAGAAAAUUGGAUUACGAUAAUAAGGAUAGGUACCAUGUGGAAGUGAUAGCCUUCGACAAAGGAACUCCCAGCUUAACUGGAACAACAACGUUGAUGAUAAAUGUUACAAAUAGUAAUGACAAACCGCCGUAUUUCACGCCAGAAACGCAGCGUGCUGAAGUCACGGAAGAUACGCCAAUCGGUACCGUUUUCACGUCACUAAAAGCCACAGAUCCUGACAGUGCCAAUUCAGAAGCGUUGAACUUCGCCAUUUCUGAACCUAUCACAGCGAUUGAUAGAAAUGGGCAGAAGGUCAACGACAGUAAAUCAUUCAAGGACUUCUUCGCAGUCGAUCGUGCAACCGGUCAAGUAUCAGUCGUCAGACCUUUAGAUCGCGAUGUCGCGGCAACAGUGAGCAUCACCAUAGUUGUUAGCGACACAACGGCACCCACGUUACAGCAAGGAAGAGGUACUCUAGUUGUCACGAUUAUUGACGUGAAUCACAUGGCUCCAGAAUUUUUAAAACCAUGGACAAGAGAGAAUCCACGAUAUUUAAUAGAAAUGCAAGAAGAACAACCAAAGGGAGCGGUUGUGGGAGCAUUUACUGCAGUAGAUUCGGACAGCAAUAUAGCGGGAUAUGCGAUUGAACCUCCAAGUCCUUAUUUCAAUAUAGACAAUGUCACAGGUAUUGUCCGGACUAGCCAAGUGAUUGAUUACGAAGAAACAAAACAGUUGGAAUUCCAAGUGAUCGCUUAUGAUUCCGGGGUACCUCAGUUGUCGACGACAACAAAAGUUACUGUCACAAUAAUAAACGUGAACGACCAAGAUCCUAAAUUCGAGAAAGAAUUUUACAACGCGUCUGUGGAAGAGAACUCGCCAGCGGGGACGCAUGUUACUGUUGUGAAAGCGAUAGACGGAGACGAAGGACCAUUUGGAGAAGUUAGUUAUAGUCUGAUUGGAGAACAUGCUGCUGAUUUUAAUAUAGGCCAUGAAACUGGAGAAAUCACCGUUGGCAGCGCGACCGUUCUUGACCGAGAAAUGACACCUGAAAUCACGAUAACUGUAAUGGCUAGUGAUGGGGCUCACGUAAAUUCUCGUCGAAGUACAACCGUCCCGGUGCUUGUGAAGCUUAUCGAUGUCAAUGACAAUCGUCCAAUAUUUUCACAGCAUAGGUACAGAGCCUCGGUAGCCGAAAAUUUGCCUGUGAAUCCACCUGCUCCAAUUUUACAAGUAAGAGCGGCGGACCACGACGAAGGAAUCAAUGGAGAGGUUUGGUAUACCAUAAUCAGUGGUAACGAGAAUGAAUCGUUUUCAUUAAAUCGUGAAACUGGUAUUCUAUACCCUGGUGCAGCUCUUCUUGGCAGAGCUGGCACGUAUAGAAUCAAGGUGAAAGCAAGAGAUGGUGCCGGCAAUGGUCCCCAUUCAGACAAAUGUGAUAUUGAUAUACGAAUAACACCAGUGAAUCAACACAAACCACAAUUUGUUCUACCAGAAUUAUCAAAUUCCACUGUUGAAAUCCCUGAGAAUGCUGGUGUUCAAAAUUACUUGAUAUUAACAGUAAAAGCGAUUGAUAGAGAUCCUGGUGAAAAUGGACAUGUAAGUUAUCAUUUGAAAGUCGGGAAUCGUAACACUCAAGAAACGGAGGAGUUUUCGAUAGAUCAAGAUACCGGUGAAUUACGAUCGAAGAUUAUUCUUGAUCGCGAAGCUAAAAGCAAAUUUGAGCUUGUUCUAGUAGCUACUGAUCACGGUACACCCACAGCAUACGAAACUUUGCGGCUUCUUACUGUACAAUUAGUCGACACAAAUGAUAACGCGCCGCAAUUUUACGAUGAGUAUCAUUUUAUGUUAUCAGAAAAUCGUCCGAAGGAUUACUUUGUAGGGAAGGUAACAGCGGAAGAUAGGGACGAGGGCACACACGCGAAAGUUUACUACUAUAUAGAAGCUGGAAACGAGGACUAUGCGUUUUAUAUGGAUAAAACCGAUGGUAGUAUUUACGCGAAUAAAUCCUUCGAUCGUGAAAUCCGAGAUAAGUACAUUCUGUCGAUUCUGGCUUCCAAUGAUCCUGAUAUUUACAUAAGUCCAAUGGACGCUGGACGUCCAGUGACUCAAAACACGGACCAUGGACACGUUAAUGUAACUAUAACCAUUCUAGACGAAAAUGAUAAUCCACCAAUUUUCGAGCGUAACGACUAUUACGCUGGUGUUAAUUCAAUGGCAAAUGUAAACGAUUUCGUAACAAAAGUAACAGCGUCUGAUUUAGACGUUGGUGACAAUGGAACGCUCCAUUAUUAUGUUGCCAGCGCUAAUUUGUAUAAAUAUGGAUCGGAGAAACCUAGUGGUUCCAUAGUUCCAAGUCCUUUCAAUGUAACUCAGGAUGGUAAACUUGUAACGAGCGGAUACAUGGCUGAAUAUAAUCAAGACAGAUUUAUUGUUGAAGUAAUAGCAAAGGAAACUGCUAUUCCAGAAAGAUAUGCCAUGACCAGAGUUCACGUUUGGGUAUUUGAACCCUCGCAACUUAUCAGAGUUAUCUUGUCGCGACCUCCAGAAGAAGUAAAUCGUGAACGUGAUGAAAUCGUAUCGGAAUUAUCAAAUGUAACGCAAAGCAGAGUUGUCGUUGAUGACAUCCGGUACCAUGUGGAUGCAUCCGGUCACAUUCGACGAGAAUGGUGUGAUAUGUAUUUACAUGUUGUGGAACCAAAAACUCAGACUAUUGCUCCGAUUCCACAAGUACUUAAAGUCAUUGAUGCAAAAUAUGAUUACUUGAAAGACUAUUAUGCAGGCUUUGCCAUUGAAAAUGUUGUGCCUGCUUAUGCUGGAGUACAGGAAGAACCUUUUGAUCCUGCACUGGCAGCAUUGAUAGCUUUAUUAGUAGUUCUACUAGUUGGCGCUGUAACAGUAACAGUAGUUUGUUGCUGUUUACGUCAUUGGGUAAUUACUGUGUCAAAUGAUAUAAGGAAGAAAGAUGGAUUAAUAAAGAAACAAAUUAUUGAUGAAUUAAAUACUACGGAAAAUCCAUUAUGGAUUGAACAGAAACUUAAACCAUACGAGGAACAGGAAUUAACUAUGCAAGUAUUUAGUGAACCGGAAGGUGGUCUAGUAACAGAAAGACGUGGAAGUGGUGUAAGCAUUGGUAUGGGUGACACAUCACAGGAUAAUACUUAUGCUACUAUACAACGUCCACUGCCUACCAGUAGGCAUUGUCCCACAACACCUGAUUAUACAACACUUCCAGGAAAUCACAAUCUUUAUGAAUCAGCAAUGGGUUUCCAAGGAUCAACCUUCCAGCCAUCCUCAAAUGCAAUACCACAACUUACACUUGAUCGUGAUGGCCAACCCCAGUUUGUUUCAGGAUUAGUAUAAAUUAAGUUUCCUGCCAAGUCCAUUUUUUAAUCAAUGUAUAACUUCAUUCACAUAUGUUGUACAUCUUUAUUCCCAACUCCAACUGUAGCACGCGUCUGUGAAAGAAAAGAACACUCGAAUGCACACACCUUUUGGACAAUAAUUGAAUAAUAUUGUUAGGUUUGUUUGCGAGUAGACGCGUGUACAAGACGAGUGAGAAUUUUCCGAAUUACCUAGGGAACCCUCUGACCAUUUGCUAAUUCAGUUUGAACUCAACAGCGAAGAAUAUUAAACGAAGUGUAACGACGAAUGACAGUCAAUAUUAUUGGAAUAAAUAUUCCCCUGUAGCUGGUGUGUGCAUGUAUAUAUGUGUGCGUUGCCAACCUGUGGUCCCAUCUAAUUAAUCGUUAGAUUCAUCACUAGGAAAAUCAAAAACCGCUAGAUAAUAGACACUGUGAAAUAGCUUAAACGACCUAAGCUUGGCACGACAGAUAUAUGUAUAUAAGUGAAUGUGUAGACUCCGUCCAGCGCAGUUUUUUCAUUAUUUCCUCACUAGUUUAAUAUUUAUACACCCUUACGUACGUUUUACAUGUGGAAAAAUGGGGAAACGUACUUGUAGUGUCAUUACUCUGUUUGUGUCGUUACACAAACAAGAGGAUGCCAUAUUAUGGCAUCAUUACAACAAAGUGUUAUAGGUAACGAACAAGCUCAUACUCUUAAAGCAGGGUUUGAAAUUGUUUUGAAAAUAAUAUUGUUCCUGUCAGAACAUUUCGUAAAAAUACUCAAAAGAAAAUUUUGUUAUAAUUGUGAAAAGUUUUAUAUAAAAAUAGGAAAAACUAUCAUGUUCCUCGAAAAGUAACAAUUUCGGUCGGAGUAGAAUAUUUAAUUCCUAGAAAAUAACUCUGUUCUGAUUUUAUUCACUUUGUUUUCAAAUGUUUCCUAUUGCAAGUAUGAUUAUUAAUUUCCAUACUAUAAAAGAUACAUUAUUAAACGUUUGUAUGGAAAAAUUAUUGAUGUUCUGUAAUCGUUGUUAUAAAUUAUUUGUAAAAAUUGGAAAUCAAUUAAACUUCUAUAAUUAUUGUGAUUCGAAUUUGAAUUUAAAGAUUUGAAAAUACAAGGUUGUCAAUCAUUUAUUUCUUCUUUAUGUAUCAGCAAUCUGAG